Xylona heveae TC161 is the source of this 2376-nucleotide messenger RNA. RefSeq names its product kinase-like protein. NCBI's taxonomy places the organism in Eukaryota, Fungi, Ascomycota, Xylonomycetes, Xylonales, Xylonaceae. Gene Ontology annotation, biological process: phosphatidylcholine biosynthetic process; phosphatidylethanolamine biosynthetic process. The transcript has 5 exons. Gene Ontology annotation, molecular function: choline kinase activity; ethanolamine kinase activity. Bases 1 to 2376 code for a protein of 791 amino acids. The record is from RefSeq and is a predicted model, not a curated record. Gene Ontology annotation, cellular component: cytoplasm.
AUGUCUUCAUUCUUGCCGGAUGCUUUUCAAACGCAGUCCCCUGAACCCACUGCAGAAUCAGAGACAGGCCAGCUGUCCGGUUCUGGUUCCAGCAAAUUUGUCUCAUUAGCAGAGCCACAGAGCUCUUCUACAUCUUCCUUCCCUGUUUUAAGCAUUAGCGGAGAAAGUGGAGAUAGUCAUUCAAACCUACGUCUGCCUAAGCAGCAUGCCGCAAAAGUGGCCAAACGUCUCACUGGAAGACAACCAGUGGAGGGAUCAACCCCUUCUAUUCGUUCAUUCGCCAGCCAGAGCAGCAUAGGCUCUAAUUCUAGGCUCGAACAGAAUCGUGCCGUGAAAGACGAAAAUGAGACAGACAAAAGCAAAGAUGAAUCAUACACGUCUCGGCAUCAAAACAGCCUUCUUUCGCAGGUUUUUAAAUGGCUGGAAGCAGAAAAGGUCAAGAGGGCGUCACGACGGUCGAAAAAUGAUGCUAGCCGACUGCCGGAAUCCGAUUCUAAGAGUGCACAUGACGAUAAGAAUGCCACUGAAGCUCUAGCAACCUUUGAAGAAGAAGAUGAUAUGAAAUCAUUAGAAGAACUUGAGCGCAUCCUCGAGGAGAAUAUGGUUAUUGGAGACAAGUUAAGCCACCAUGCUCCACACCGCAGACUCAAAAGUCGGCCUUCUUCGCUUUUCAAAAAUCGGCGCACCUCAACAGGGGCUUCAUCAGAUACGGACUUCUAUGACGGUGACAUUCUUGUCCCAAGCUGUGACACUGUUUUGGAUAAUUCCAAAACAUUGGCUUACUCGGGCGGCGAACGGAACUCUGACCUAGGCCCUGAAAACUCUAGGAAAAGAAUCACGAAAGAGAAAGAAGCGUGGCUAGAGUUCAAGGGCGAAAUUCUUCGCCUUGCUCACACGCUUCGAUUGAAAGGGUGGAGAUCGGUUCCUCUCGAUCACGGCGGCGAGUUAGAGGUAGAGCGUCUAAGUGGUGCUCUUACGAACGCAGUUUAUGUUGUGUCUCCUCCUCUAAGGAUUCAGACCGAGUCGCUGGGUGCUUAUGGUGAUGCAAGUGCACGACCGUACAGAAAGCAACCGGCGAAGCUGCUUCUGCGUAUAUAUGGGCCUCAGGCAGACCAUUUGAUCGAUCGACAAAAUGAACUUCAAAUUCUGCGUCGGCUCGCGCGGAAAAAAAUCGGGCCACGUCUCCUUGGCACCUUUACGAAUGGUCGAUUCGAAGAAUAUUUUCGCGCCCGCACAUUGGGACCGCGCGAUCUCCGUGACCCGGAGACAUCAAAGCAAAUUGCGAAACGAAUGCGAGAGUUGCAUGAUGGGAUCGAUCUUCUUUAUGAUGAGCGCGCGUCUGGGCCAUUCGUUUGGCGAAAUUGGGACAAGUGGGUGGAAAGAUGUGGACAGAUAGUCACGUGGGUGGAUGAGCAAGUCCUGGCUGGAAAGAAUACUUCUAUCAAAUCAGCAAUGAAGGGUCUGGUGUGCGGCGUCACUUGGCCACAAUUUUGCGAAGUCGUCGGUCGAUAUAGGCGAUGGCUCGAUGGACAGUAUGGUGGCCCCGAGGCAUUGAAACAGCGUCUUGUCUUUGCGCAUAACGAUACACAAUACGGAAACAUUCUCCGCUUAGAGCCAGGUGAUGAGUCGCCGCUCUUACUGCCAGCUAAUAAGCACAAGCAACUCGUUGUGAUUGACUUUGAAUAUGCUUCGGCUAAUGUACCUGCACUAGAGUUUGCAAACCAUUUCACGGAGUGGUGCUACAACUAUCACGACCACGAAAAGCCAUAUGCAUGCAAUACAGCGGCAUACCCGACACCCGAAGAGCAAAGCCGCUUCAUCAAGUCCUAUUUGCUCCAUCGCCCUCAAUUUCCCUCUCAGAAUUCGGCGACGCCAACUAUGGUGCCUGCGUCAGGCCCGUCAAGUACCAUCUCAUCAUUCAUGCUUGAUAGUCGUGGCCCGCCUCUUCAGCUAAUUGAAGAAGAAGAUACUCGACAGAAGGCCAUCGAAGAGGAGACUAAACAAUUGAUGAAGGAGGUACGCCUUUGGCGCGUUGCCAAUUCUGCGCAGUGGGUAUCGUGGGGUAUCGUACAGGCGAAGCUGCCAGAAGCCUUUGAGCCAAAAGCAGAGUCUCCCUCAGACACUCGCUCCCAGGCCUCCAGGACUGCGACUGAAACCCUUUGUGGUGAAAACCCUGAGGGAUUGGUUUCGCAGGCAUUGAGAAAUGAUAUAGCGCUGACGGCUGAGCUCAGGGAAGAGGAUGAUGAGUUUGAUUACCUAGCAUAUGCCCAGGAGAGAGCUCAGUUGUUCUGGGGCGACGUAUUAGCCUUGGGCGUGAUCAAGGAGGAUGAGCUUCCUGUCGAGCUAGUGCAGCAGAUCAAGAGUCUCUCUUACUGA